AUGGUUCAGAAUUUCACACCUUCGUGGUUCUCCGUGAUCAUGGGAACUGGCAUCGUUUCGACACUCCUCAAUGUCCUCCCUUACAAUGGCCGCUGGCUACGAUGGAUCUCGAUCGUGAUUUUCGCCCUUAAUGUCUUCCUUUUCAUAGCCGGUUGCAUACUCAGUUUAAUCCGAUACACCAUGUAUCCCAAAACGAUCAGAGCCGUCAUAUUUCAUCCGGUGCAAGCGAUGUUCCUUGGCGCAUUCCCGAUGGGUCUCUCUACUAUCGUCAACAUGUUUUGCCUCGUGUGUGUGCCGGCUUGGGGGACAUGGGCUGCAGAAUUUGCGCUGGCGCUGUGGUCACUUGAUGCUGCCAUUUCGGUUCUGUGCGCUCUGUCGUUACCGUUUUCGCUCAUGUUAUCCAACAAGGAUACACACCUUUCGACCAUGACAGCAGUGUGGCUUAUGCCGAUUGUCACUUGCGUCGUUGCUUCUGGGACUGGUGGCAUUGUCGCCCAAGUUCUUCCGGACCCAGACCAAGCUUUUGGAGUGAUUGUCGCAAGCUAUAUCCUAUGGGGGAUCGGAGUUCCUCUGUCAUUGAUGGUGUUUGUCAUCUACUUCCAACGACUCACGAUCCACAAGCUACCUCCCAAGGAGACUAUUGUGAGCGUCUUCUUGCCAAUGGGCCCUCUGGGAUCUGGAGCUUUCUCCGCAUUGAAACUUGGACUUACUGCAAAAGAGACAUUCCCAAAGUCUAGUUUCCUGUUUGAUAAGUCCAUCAUUCCCACUAUGUACGCAAUGGGAUUCAUGACGGCGCUUGUUUUCUGGGCGUUCGGGCUAGUAUGGCUCUUCUUUGCAUCCGCAUCGAUUCUGCGAUGUAAAAAGUUCCCUUUCAACAUUGGUUGGUGGGGCUUCACUUUCCCGCUUGGAGCAUAUGCUCUGGCUACUUGCCAGCUCGGUUUGGAGAUGUAUUCUUCAUUCUUCAAGGUCGUUGGAACGAUGCUUUCACUGUGUGUCGUCAUUCUUUGGAUACUUGUCUCAGUGGGUACACUGAGAGGAACAAUCUCCGGGAAACUUCUUGUCGACCCUGCUCUGGCGGAGAUGAGGGAUAAACAAGAAAGGAAGAGGCUUUCGGCGUAUUUGGGAUAG
Molecule: messenger RNA, 1128 nt
Organism: Aspergillus ruber CBS 135680
Lineage: Eukaryota; Fungi; Ascomycota; Eurotiomycetes; Eurotiales; Aspergillaceae
Product: TDT family transporter
Exons: 5
Coding region: 1-1128 (375 amino acids)
Biological process (GO): sulfite transmembrane transport; transmembrane transport
Cellular component (GO): plasma membrane
Molecular function (GO): sulfite transmembrane transporter activity
Source: RefSeq, a predicted model, not a curated record